This is a messenger RNA of Pyrus x bretschneideri (Chinese white pear), 1915 nucleotides long. RefSeq names its product SAC3 family protein C. Lineage: Eukaryota; Viridiplantae; Streptophyta; Magnoliopsida; Rosales; Rosaceae. Gene Ontology annotation, cellular component: nucleus; transcription export complex 2; cytoplasm. Bases 137 to 1327 code for a protein of 396 amino acids. The transcript is spliced from 8 exons. Gene Ontology annotation, biological process: mRNA export from nucleus. The record is from RefSeq and is a predicted model, not a curated record.
UUUGACUUCAGACAAAAAGAAACAGGUAUUUACCAAAACAUGAUCAGCUUGCUGAUUGGUACAAAAACUUGAUCAGCGUACUGAUUGGUGCCAAAACUCGAGGAGAGAGAGAAAGAAGAAGAAGAAAAAGAAGGAAAUGGAGAGGCGAGGGCGUGGGCGUGGUCGAAAUGUUUCUUCUUCCCAAUCCACGCGUGGCCGCUCGAACAUGUUCGUUUCGAAUUCGACCUCCGCCGCAGCCGCUAAAUCCUCGAGCAGAGGCGCAACUGGUACUGAGAAAGCACAGAACGACGCCGUAGAUAACCAUUCCGACGUUCCCGCCAUAGUGGGCACUUGCCUCUUGAUGUGCCCGGAAGGAGAGAGGGCGCAGCGUGAGCGGCUUCGUGAUUUAGCAGUGUUUGAGAGGCUGCAUGGAAAUCCAAGACAAUCAUCUCCGGAUCUCGCUGUUAAAAAAUUUUUCAGAACUACGUCUAACAAACAAGUUGAAGCAUCGGAUGUUCGGCCGCUCCCUGUGUUGGAAGACACCUUAAAUUACCUUUUAAACUUGUUUGAUUCUAGAGAAUAUCCUUUUGAAGUGGUUCAUGACUUCCUCUUUGAUCGAACAAGGUCGAUAAGACAGGAUCUUAGCAUGCAGAAUGUUGUCAACGAUAAAGUCAUCCACAUGUAUGAGAAAAUGGUCAAGUUUCAUAUCAUAUCCCUUCGCAAGCUUCAAGGUUGUCGCAGUCAAAAUACUUCUUCAACCCAUUACCUCAACAUGGAACAGCUUGCAAAGACCUUGACAUCUCUAUUUGAUCUGUAUGAAGCACAUAGGCAUUCCAAUUCUACAUAUGAAAACGAAGCUGAGUUUUGUUCGUUUUAUGUGCUGCUUCAUCUUGGUCCUAACAGCCAACCGAUGGGAGAGUCCCUUUCAUGGUGGUUUUCUCACUUGCCUUCCUUGUUAAUCAAAUCGAAGGAAAUGUGCUUUUCUCGAAAGAUUUUACGAUUUUUCCGGAUGGGCAACUAUAAGCGUUUCUUAAGCACUAUAGCAGCUGAGGCAUCUUAUCUUCAAUACUGCAUUCUCGAGCCUUAUAUCAAUCAGGUUCGAGCGCUUGCUGUCUCGUGUAUAAAUAAUGGUGGAUACAAGCUUCAUCCGUAUCCGCUGGCACACUUGUCUAAGCUCUUGAUGAUGACGGAAUCAGAUUUGGAGUCUCUUUGUAGAGCUUGUGGUCUUGAUAUUUGCACAGAUGAAGAUGGAUAUAGUUUGUUACCGACUAAGCAAACCACCUUUUGUCAUCCAAAGGAUGGAUUUCAAAGCUACAGAGUUUUGGGUCUGGAAGAAUUCGAGAGGUAAUAAGUGCACGCGGUUCGUACUGCGUUCAACGGUCCCUUGAUCAAUAUAAGAAAAAUCAUGCCUCUCAACCAAAGUAUAAAAGAUCUCUUUGGUAUGGUUGAGUCAUACUCUCGAAACAUGUUUGUUCCCCGGUUUGGUCUUUUAUGUUUCCAAAAGACAUUAGCAUGGUGCACUGAGGAUUCAUCUUGACCGCGAGUUCAGCCUUUUAUAAAGAAACGUUGUAAUAUUCUUUCAUCUGUCGUGUAUCAACCGCACACAGACAUGUACAUAUAUUGGUGUUGCAAGGUGGAUGAAGGCUUGUCUGACGUUUAGAAGAAGAAAAAGAUAUGCACCGAGGGACCUGGGAGUGUUUCUUGGAAAUUAGAAUGGUGACAAGAAUGUAGACUUUUGGAAAGGUCGGGGUGAUUUGAUUCGAGUAUUCGAGAAGGGGAAGACACUGGGAUUUGAUUAAUUUCGUUGCAUAUUGUAUUGUUUUACUGUCAUCUGCUACGUGCUAUCCCAAAUGACACAUGAAAUAAAGGUGUUGACCAAAACUGUACUGUAUGAUAUAAAUUGACAUUUGAAAGAUAACGCAUAACGUUAUGCAUA